Messenger RNA from Drosophila guanche, 1257 nucleotides. Its product is annotated as mitogen-activated protein kinase kinase kinase 7. The transcript has 5 exons. Gene Ontology annotation, biological process: positive regulation of canonical NF-kappaB signal transduction; protein phosphorylation; JNK cascade. Gene Ontology annotation, molecular function: magnesium ion binding; ATP binding; MAP kinase kinase kinase activity. Bases 66 to 962 code for a protein of 298 amino acids. The record is from RefSeq and is a predicted model, not a curated record. NCBI's taxonomy places the organism in Eukaryota, Metazoa, Arthropoda, Insecta, Diptera, Drosophilidae.
AAAGGCAGAAAAAAGCGAACCGAUGCAGGGUAGAACUUUAGUGAUAGCUGAAAAAGAGUCGAAACAUGACGGAGGCGGCAGCUGAACCAGAGAUAAUUCCAUUUGCAGAUAUCGCGCUGGGGGAGAUCCUUGGAAGGGGCUACUAUGGUCUGGUCUAUAAAGCCCUGUGGGGUGAUCUACCGAUAGCCGUGAAGCAGAUAAAACCCGGCUUUGAAGACAAGGAACUCAAGAGGGAGGUAAAGCAGCUAUCAAAGGUCAGCCAUGAAAAUAUCAUCAAGCUCUAUGGCGUCUCUGUGCACGCGAAAACUGUCCAUCUACUAAUAGAGUAUGUUGAUGGUGGAACUCUGCACAAUUUCCUGCAUGCCGAAUGGCAGCCAAGCUAUACGUUAGCCCACGCCAUCAAUUGGGCACUCCAGAUCGCAGAGGGUGUUGCUUAUCUUCAUGGCAUGACACCCAAAGCGGUAAUACAUCGCGACAUAAAGCCGCUCAAUUCGCUGCUGGGACAGCGGGGCCUCCAUCUAAAGAUCUGUGACUUUGGCACCGUCGUGGACAUGACCAGUUCGAUGACAAACAAUCGAGGCACUGUCCUCUAUAUGGCCCCCGAGGUAUGCAAGGGCAGACACUACACCGAGCUGUGCGAUGUACAUAGCUGGGCCAUGACCACGUGGGAGGUACUGUCGCGUAGGCAGCCAUACGAGAAUCAUCUUACCCCUUAUAUGGUCACUUUGGCCGUGAUCACAGGCGAAAGGCCACAUUUGGAUCAGGUAAUGGUGGAUUGUCCUGAGCACAUUAAGUGCCUGAUUGAAGACUGUUGGGAUCCGGAGCCCAGCAGCAGACACUCGAUGCGGCAUAUUGUGACAGUCUUAAAGGAGUUCAUGGCCAUAAAUGAGGACAAACUAAAGCCAUUAGACUAUGUAUUCAGAAACCAAACAGUGCUGCCAAUAGAACAACAGGACCCAUAGGACAUGUGUUACUAUAAUAAUAACUCAUCAAGGAACAACCAAUUCAAUGAAUCAAUGCAUCUGUGUGUGUUUUUUUUUUGUUAAAGGAACCAGCUUUAAUUGAUCUCAUUUGAACGAUAUACAAAAUGGGGGGUGCUAUGUAGUCAAUUGGUACUUUUUCUUUUCUUUUUGUUAGAAAUGACAAAACAUAGUUAUUGAUUAUAUGUAGGUGGUAUAUGAAAUGUUUUGGUUAAUUGUUCGGUAUUAAUAAACAAGUAUUAAACGUGAACAUUAACGCUAAUUUAUUGUUUCUGAA